AUGCAGUAUGUGAGGAGUAUCGGGGGUUCAGUAUCCAAAACAUGGAAUUCCAUUAAUCCAGCGACACUUAGCGGUGCUAUCGAUGUUAUCGUUGUUGAGCAGGAAGACGGAUCACUAGCAUGCUCACCGUUCCAUGUCCGCUUUGGAAAAUUUUCACUACUGAGGCCGUAUGAAAAGAAAGUUGAGUUCAAGGUCAACAAUGCCAAGCAAGACCAUUCUAUGAAGCUUGGAGAAGGCGGAGAAGCCUUCUUCGUAUUCGAGACUUCUGACGAAAUCCCAGAGAGCCUGCAAACAUCGCCCGUUAUUUCACCAGCAACGAGUCCGCAAAGUCUAUUAGAGCAGGAUGUCACCUCGGUCCCUACAUUACAGGAGCCGGAGUUCCUAGAUCUAAAUAUGGAUGGGAUUAACGAUCGAAGACGGGACACGGUUGGACGAGCGAGGCCAAUCUUGUCUGAUGCUUCGAGAGCCAAGAGUGAUUUUGGUGCGCUUACUCCGCUAUCUACUAGCCCUGGGGCAGCUUCGGACGAUGUUGGAAGGAGAGAUUGGUCGGCUUCCAAGACUACGUCUUCUCCACACAUCAAGCGCGCUGCUUCGGCGGAGUUUGUACAAACGUCCACACGUCCACAAAGCGAGAUCCACGGCGAUCGUACACACAUUCAGGCGCAUGGAGGCGGGUUGGGUCUCGACAAUGGACCCAGCCUGGCAACGUCUGCUCCUACAGAACGCUCCAUCAGUCCACCGCCUCUCUCUUCGAACGAUGCAUUCAACCGAGCAAAACUGCUGUCAAAGAAAUUGUCGAUUUCUAAUAUUCCUACCCGCGUCACGGACAACGGAGAUUUGAUGCUUGAUAUGACCGGCUACAAAAGCAGUGAGGACGAAGCUCUUCGAGCAGAGGUAAUAGCACGCAAGAUACUGGCCGAGGAAUUGGAAGGGAACUACGACAUCGGCGCUCUGAUAGGUGCCGAUGAGCAGGGCAACCUAUGGAUAUAUAGUAGCGAGGAGGCCAAAGAGGCUGCUGGACGUAGAAUUGGACUUCAAGGUCUGGCCCCAGGUGCAGUGUUCAAUGAUGCAGCAUCAGAUCCCGGUUAUCACAGCGACGACGAAAGACUACCUACGACCUCCCAGAUUUCAAGCAAGCACCAUCGGACCAAAUCAGAUGCCACCCCAACUGGGCUUGUGACACCACCACAUACGCCUCCAGCCGAGGAACCCGGCAGUGGGGAUCCCAACAGGAACUACGCGAAAACCCUACGACUCACCAGUGAUCAGUUGAAAGCUCUGAACUUGAAGCCAGGGGAGAAUUCUAUGAGUUUCAGUGUCAACCGCGCUACGUGUCAGGCCUCUAUGUACUAUUGGAAGUACGAUGUGCCAAUUGUCAUAUCAGACAUUGACGGCACAAUUACAAAAUCCGAUGCUCUCGGUCAUGUGUUGAAUAUGAUUGGCCGUGACUGGACCCACAUAGGUGUUGCAAAGCUAUACGCGGACAUUGUGGCAAAUGGAUAUAAUAUCCUAUAUCUAACCAGCAGAUCUGUUGGGCAAGCAGAUACGACUCGGAGCUAUCUGAACGGGGUCUCUCAGGAGGGGUUCAAACUACCCAAAGGCCCAGUGAUCAUGAGUCCUGAUCGAACAAUCGCUGCAUUGAGGCGCGAGAUAUAUCUUCGUAAACCAGAAGUGUUUAAAAUGGCCUGUCUCCGCGAUAUUUUGAAUCUCUUUGGCCAAGAGAGGAAACCAUUUUAUGCCGGGUUUGGGAACCGAUUGACAGACGCUUUGAGCUACAGAUCAGUCAACAUUCCGUCGACACGAAUCUUCACGAUCAAUUCGAACGCGGAGGUCUCUCUUGAUCUUCUCACUCUGAACAAAUACAAAAGCAGCUAUGUUACCAUGCGAGAGGUUGUGGACCACUUUUUUCCCACUGUAAGUUUACUUACGAAUGGUGGUGCGGAAAAGGAAACGGAUUUCGUUUUCUGGAGGGACGUGCCUGAGGAAAUUGACUAUUUGUCGGAAAGUGACUCUGAGGUUGAAAAACAAAUGAGAAAAGAGAGGGAAAGUAUAAGGAGUGAAGACUAUGGAAGCGAAGGUCUCGAUGAUGAUGAUGAUGUUGACGAGGAGGAUGAAGAAGAGGAACUAGAUGGCUUGGGGGAAAGCUAUUUGUCCAGGGAUUCGAUUGAUGAAGGAGAGGGAGAAGACUUGGUUUCCUCAAUAAUCGGAAGCAUCUCACUUAACGAUGACGGAAACGAUGGUGUACCUGAUGCGGUAGAAGUUGAGAUUGCUGACUCUGAUGGAAGAUCGUCGAAGGCUGAUCUCAAAAAGAUCACAGCAGCUGAAGUCACACGCUCUGCUACCGGGGCGGCAGAAGACGAAUGA
This is a messenger RNA of Letharia lupina, 2364 nucleotides long. RefSeq lists its product as uncharacterized. The coding region runs from base 1 to 2364 and encodes 787 amino acids. Gene Ontology annotation, cellular component: nucleus. NCBI's taxonomy places the organism in Eukaryota, Fungi, Ascomycota, Lecanoromycetes, Lecanorales, Parmeliaceae. Gene Ontology annotation, molecular function: phosphatidate phosphatase activity. The transcript is spliced from 5 exons. The record is from RefSeq and is a predicted model, not a curated record. Gene Ontology annotation, biological process: fatty acid catabolic process; triglyceride biosynthetic process.